This is a messenger RNA of Eupeodes corollae, 1651 nucleotides long. Its product is annotated as myrosinase 1-like. Gene Ontology annotation, biological process: carbohydrate metabolic process. Gene Ontology annotation, molecular function: beta-glucosidase activity. The coding region runs from base 136 to 1641 and encodes 501 amino acids. Lineage: Eukaryota; Metazoa; Arthropoda; Insecta; Diptera; Syrphidae. The record is from RefSeq and is a predicted model, not a curated record. The transcript has 9 exons.
UUUGGAUUAAGAGUUUCAACCAUACACAUUACUUUGACAAGCUAGGAGCUAGAUUUAGAUUUGAUUAUUUUUGUAAAAGCUAAGGAAAGUUGCCUUUAAAAUCAGUGUUUAUCCUUGAGAAAGUUGAUCAGAAAAAUGUUUUCAUCGUUUCUUCGUUUCAUUGGAAUCGUUGGGUUUAUAAUAAAUGCCCUCCAUAAGGCAAAUAGCUGUGAUCUUCCUGCAAAAGGAAACCCAUACUUUCCAAAUAACUUUAGUUUUGGUAUAGCAACUUCAGCUUAUCAAAUAGAAGGUGGAUGGGAUGCUGAUGGUAAGGGUCCUUCAAUUUGGGAUGAUUUUACACACAAUUAUUCACACUUGAUUGAUAAAAAUUCAACUGGUGACAUUUCUGCUGAUUCGUAUCAUCAUUUUGAUCAGGAUUUAGCAGCCUUAAAGGAACUCAAGGUAAACCAUUAUCGGUUCUCAAUAUCGUGGCCUCGAAUUUUUCCUAAUGGGGACAUAUCAUCUAGAAAUCAAAAAGGAAUUGAUUACUACAACAAAAUCAUUGAUAAGCUCCUGAAAAAUGGUAUCCAACCAAUGGUUACAAUGUUUCACUUCGACCUUCCUGUAGAUAUUCAAAAAAUUGGUGGAUUUAUGAGUGAUAAAUUUAUUGAAAAAUUUGUUGCGUAUGCAACGGAACUGUUUGAAAAUUUUGGUGAUAGGGUUAAAAUAUGGAUGACGUUCAAUGAGCCGCAGAUUUUCUGCAAGUCAAGCUAUGCAGACGGAAGGUAUCCGCCAUUAGCUGGCAUUAGUGGAGAAGGAGAUUACAUUUGCGUGACCAAUACACUUAAGGCGCAUGCUGCAGUUUAUAAAGUUUACAGAUCUCGGUUUUAUGAAAAGCAAAAGGGUAAAAUUAGUAUAGCGUUGGGCAAUUAUUUCUUUUUGCCAAAAUCAAAUGAAACUGAAGCUGCUUAUCGUGCGUUACAGUUUAAUAUUGGAUUCUUAGCUCAUCCCAUUUUUCAUACAUCUGGUGGAUUUCCUAAAGUAAUGAUUGAGGACAUCAAAUCAAAUAGUCUGAAAGAAGGAAGACUAACAUCCCGGCUCCCAUCUCUCAAGGGAUAUUGGAAAAAUCUUAUAAAAGGUUCAGCUGAUUUUUUCGCACUUAAUUAUUACACUUCAAGGAUGAUGCAACGUGCCGUACAGCCUAAGGGUUUGAAUCCAUCAUGGGAACGUGAUAUGGAUUGUGACGAAUCCUUGGAUCCAUCAUGGCUAAAAGCAACCUCAGGAACUUGGUUGUACUGUGUUCCAGAAGGAUUGGAAGGUAUGUUAAAAUUCCUUCGUGAUGAAUACGGUGACCUAGAGGUUAUGAUAACAGAGAAUGGAUGGUCUGAUGUUGGAGAACUUGAUGAUGUCAGUAGGAUUCGAUAUUUGAAAAGUCAUUUACAAGCUGUCUUGAACGGAAUAAGUAGUGGAAGUAAUAUCACUGCUUACACAUAUUGGAGUCUUAUUGAUAACUUUGAAUGGAGGAGUGGAUACAGCAUCAAAUAUGGUCUUUAUUCAGUGGAUUUCCAAAGUUCCAACAGAGAAAGAACUCCGAAGAAAUCUGCCAAUUUCUACAGAGAAGUCAUAAGUUCCAAAAAAAUUCCAAAUGAAAUACAUGUAUGACAGUUUUAAU